Exophiala viscosa is the source of this 1104-nucleotide messenger RNA. Its product is annotated as short-chain dehydrogenase. The transcript is spliced from 2 exons. The coding region runs from base 120 to 1076 and encodes 318 amino acids. NCBI's taxonomy places the organism in Eukaryota, Fungi, Ascomycota, Eurotiomycetes, Chaetothyriales, Herpotrichiellaceae. The record is from RefSeq and is a predicted model, not a curated record.
CAUAAGCGUAGCAUUGCGCACGGAGUGCUACAAAAUGCUGGAAAUGCCCUUCGAUAGCCACGUCCCAGAAACACGACAUUCAUACCGAUCAAGCAGUUCUAUCACAAACCUCUGCGCAGAUGGAGUUCGACUGGAGCACUACGGGCAAUGAAGUUGUCAAAGCGUUUAAGAACCAGGUGACCGGCAAGACAUUCUUGAUCACCGGUCCGACACCAGGUGGAAUUGGUGCUGAGACCGCAAUCAGCCUCGCCGCGGCAGACCCAAAACAUCUCAUACUAGCCGGUCGAUCCCAGGCCAAGAUACAGCCUCUCAUCAAUGAGAUCAACAAGGCUCAUGCUCAUGUGAAAACCAGCUUCAUUCAGCUCGAUCUCGCAAGCCAGACAUCUGUCCGGCAAGCGGCUAAGCAUGUCAAGGACCUUCUUGGAGACGACCAAAUCGACGUGCUAAUCCUGAAUGCCGCGAUAAUGGCCUGCCCUUAUGCUCUCACGGAAGACGGCAUUGAGUCUCAAUUCGGCACCAACCAUAUCGGGCAUUUCUUGUUUGGAAAUCUGCUCUUGAAAGAUGGUCUUCUCCGGUCUCGCGUGGUCGUCGUCAGUUCCGCGGCCUCCGUUCGAAAGUUCGAAGUACUAGAGCCUCAUCUGAAGGACGUCACCUAUAAUCAUGGCAAAUGCUAUGAUCCACUCAUAGCAUAUUGUCUCUCCAAGGCCUGCAAUGUCCUGUACGCCAAACGGCUUAGCAAGAUACUCAACCACAAGAACAUCUCGGCGUUCAGCCUGCAUCCAGGAAGCAUUGCGACCAAUCUCCAGGGGUACAUCACUGAGGAAAUGAGGAACCAAGGCAUCGCUGCUUUUAAGGAGGAGGACCCGGCCUUCGUGGUUCCGAAACGCAAGGAUUUGCAACAAGGGUGUGCGACUCAGCUUCGCGCAGCGCUUGAUCCGAGCCUUGAAAGUCACUCGGGAGCAUAUCUUGACGACUGCCAAGUGAGCGAGCCUGCCGUCCACAAGCCUGCGGAAGCCCAUAUGGAUGAGGUGUGGGAGCUCAGUGAAAAGCUGGUCGGUGAGAAGUUCGACUUCUGAGUAGCACAAUACCAGGGAUGUGAGGGGC